AUGUCGAUGGAAUCACCUACUCGACGCAUGAACCUUCUCUCCAUUGCCGAGAUGCCCUUGUCACAUUUGCACGCUCAGGGCCGGGAACUCGACGUCCAGGUCGGGGCUCUCGACGAUGACGGCAACACAAUCUUGAGCCCGGCCGGGCUCUUGUACUCCAUGAAAAACCUCAGCCGCCAGGAGAAGGACGACUUCAACGAGACAUUCUUCACCGAGGACAUUGAUGCCUUCCAGAUGGUGUUGCACGACUACUCAAUGCUCCAAGACACGGCAAAGUUCGAGGUCCUCGAGCUCACUCGUCACACCAUCUCCAUUCCUGCGUCGCGCGGAGCUGAGCCUCGAAUUUCCUCUUGCAACAAAUGCGGCACCUCGGCGCACAGAUGCCGAGCUGGUUUGUGGCUGUUGGACCAAAUCGCCGGCCAAGUCAUGGGCAACACCGUCGAGCCAUUGGUCAUGUCGGCUAAAGGAUACGCCGAGGAACUCGGUGACAUUUUUGAGGCCAUCACGGACCACGACAUCGAUACGCUUGCCAAUGGCCUGCAAUGCAACGACACAUACAGGUCCUGGGGCCCAGUCCCUCGCCGAGUCCAAGAAAGUCGAGAGAUCCUGGCUUCCCUUCACCAGACGCCCGUCAAGAUGUAUCGCCAAGACCUAUACGGACCGGGGGAUGACGACGACGAUAUUGUGCAGCAAAACGACCUGGAGAAGACCAUCUUUCGAAUGCUUCUCCACAAUGACCAGUUUUUCAAAUACUUCCUCUCCGUCACGAAGCCCGACAGAUGUGUCAAUAACCCCUUUCGGAAACUUCAGCACAAGGCGGAAUGCAUCGUGGCCAAAUAUGUUGCGCGGGCCAGCGACGCGGACACCCAGUCCAUUGGGCCGGAGAAGUCGAGACACGCAAGGUGGUGUGCAAAGAGUCUCAAGGCAGUGGUCAAGAAUAUCCGCGUCAUCCUCACCACGGACUCCGAACCACUUGAAGACUGGCUUCUCGAUAGCGCUGCCGAAGCUCUGAUCCAUAUUUUGGACAAACUGGUGGAAUUAAACGUCGGAAUGAACCCGAAUACGCCUUCUGGACGAGACCUCAACCUCUUCAGCUGGCUGAUGGGGGAGGCAGACUCAGACUUCAUUGUCGACAUCCUCCAUGGCCUUAUCCCCAAAGAGAUACUGGUCCUGCACGAGGAGAAAUUGCUAGACAUCCGGGACAGGCUUCAGGGCGUCCCGCAAUCGUGGUACGACAAGUUUUGCAAGCUCAUCGAUACCGACCGCAGGUCUCGUGCACCGCCCAAGACUCCAGCAAAGCACAAGCGAGGCUCCGACGAUGACGAGCGGUCCGCGAAGCGAGCGAAAUGA
Microdochium trichocladiopsis is the source of this 1350-nucleotide messenger RNA. RefSeq lists its product as uncharacterized. The record is from RefSeq and is a predicted model, not a curated record. Bases 1 to 1350 code for a protein of 449 amino acids. Lineage: Eukaryota; Fungi; Ascomycota; Sordariomycetes; Xylariales; Microdochiaceae. The transcript has a single exon.